Messenger RNA from Arvicola amphibius (Eurasian water vole), 1741 nucleotides. RefSeq names its product ACD shelterin complex subunit and telomerase recruitment factor (gene Acd). The transcript has 11 exons. Gene Ontology annotation, molecular function: telomeric repeat DNA binding. Gene Ontology annotation, cellular component: shelterin complex; telomerase holoenzyme complex; chromosome, telomeric region. Gene Ontology annotation, biological process: telomere capping; telomere maintenance via telomerase. NCBI's taxonomy places the organism in Eukaryota, Metazoa, Chordata, Mammalia, Rodentia, Cricetidae. Bases 406 to 1629 code for a protein of 407 amino acids. The record is from RefSeq and is a predicted model, not a curated record.
UUUGCAGAGGAGACUAAGUCAACAUUUUGGGAAAACCUCUUGGGGUCACACAGCACCGAAGUGGCUUCGAGCCCCAUUCUCGGAUGCAACCCCUAACCUGGAUCGCUUCUUUCCAGACCAGCCCUUGCUCUUUCCUUUCCGGUGCUAGGUAGUACUGAGGAACUGGUCAUAGGCUCAAAGAGCUGCCUUGCUAAAAACAAGCAUAGAGCUGCCUGGCACCUGUGCCAGGCAAGUCAGCCAAAGACAUUACAGACCAGGAAGUACUUGCGCAGGCGCAGGAGCGCGAGUAGGCGGGGCUCCAACAAGCUCCGCCUAGCGGUCACGUGCUUCCUCUCCCGCCGAAGACUGAGCGGCGCUCGCGGGAAGCCACUGCCCCCGGGGGUUUUCUAGGGUCCCGCCGGGCUAAUGUCCUGCUGGGAGAGGCUGGUCCCGCGUCCCUGGAUUCGAGAGCUGAUCCUGGGCCCAGAAACACUGUCAAGUCCACGAACCGGGCAGCUACUCAAGGUGCUCCAGGACUCAGAGACUCCGGGCCCUUCUUCUGCCCCUGACACACCUGACUCCGGGGCCGUGUUGCUCGUGUCAGACGGAACCCACAGUGUCCGAUGCCUGGUGACGCGCAAUGCCAUCGACACUUCCGAAUGGGUGGAGAAGGAGUUCGGAUUCCGUGGGACAGAGGGCCGGAUCCUGCUGCUGCUGGCCUGCGGAGUCCGCAUUGAGGUUCCUCAGGACCAUACGCCUGCCGAGUUCUACCUCCAGGUGGACCGCUUUAACCUGCUGCCCGCGGAGCAGCCCCGGCUACAGGUGACUAGUUGCAACCAGGAUUUGGAGGUGCAGAGAAAGCUCAAUGAAUGUCUUGCGGACCACCUUUCAGAGUCUGCGUCUUCCAGUGCAGGCAUCACAUUGUCUCAGCUUCUGGAUGAGGUGAAGGAAGACCAGAAUCACCGGGGAGCACUCGUGCGUCUAGCUGAGAGCUGCCUGACGCUAGCAGGCCCCUGCCCAGCCACCCCCCUCACCCGCUGGAAGGCCUGCUUCCAGCCCACGGAAGAAGCCGUGUUCACCGUCUCUAGCUUAUUGCUGCACAUCUCUGAGAAGGACGAGCAGACUCUGCGUUCUCUUGGCUCAAGUCAGAAGGCACAGGCAUCCCCGGCUUCGCUCAGGCACACGCAACCAGAGGAAAGCGAUGCCAGUGUCAGCCUUCUGUCAGCCGUGGCUGCAUCAGCUCCUGGGCAGGACCACAGCUCCCGGCCCCCACAUGCCGUUUGCUCAUCCUCUCUAAGACCUCAGGCUCCCAGGUCCACACCCCGCAGUUCUACACCCAGCCCCCCACUCCUGACCCGUAGCCCCAGUCCAGCCCAGGCCCAUAGCCCGGUGAUCGCAGAGCGCCAGUGGCCUAGCAAGAAACGGCAGCUUUUCCCUAGAACCAGAGCGAAGGAAGCCCAUGAACCCUGCUCUGUCUGGGAACCCCCAAAGAGGCAUCCUGAUGCUUCUGCUUUUCAGUAUAAAUAUGAGACCCCCUCUGCUUCCCUCCGUGCGCAAGUCCAGGCUGCCAGACUCCCUCCUCAGCUUGUAGCUUGGGCCUUGAACUUGGUGAUGGAGUCGGAGUCAGAGCCCAAGUUAACGCAGGUAUGAGGAGUCACCUGGACGCAGCAGAGGAUGUGUACACACAGGUCUACGGACAAACAGUAUUCCAUACCCUGUUUCAUUCAAGUUUUUUAAUAAAAUAAUUUCAUGCGGCAGGAAA